Quercus robur (English oak) is the source of this 1467-nucleotide messenger RNA. RefSeq lists its product as uncharacterized. Lineage: Eukaryota; Viridiplantae; Streptophyta; Magnoliopsida; Fagales; Fagaceae. Bases 1 to 1467 code for a protein of 488 amino acids. Gene Ontology annotation, biological process: meristem development; meristem maintenance. The transcript has a single exon. The record is from RefSeq and is a predicted model, not a curated record.
AUGGCUUCUUUGCACCAAUCUACAUGGAAGAAAGCUGGAAUCUUUGAAGCUGUCAUGAAUUCCAAGUACCAUAUCCAAAAAGACCAAAGCUUGGUACUUGAGAUUACAGAGAGGUGGUGUUCUGAGACCAAAACAUUUGUGUUUCCUUGGGGUGAAGCAACAGUCACGUUGGAAGAUGUAAUAGUCUUGGGGGGCUACUCUGUUUUAGGGGACUCUGUUUUAAGCCCUGCUGUGUCAGAAGACCUACAGGAGAUAGAAGAGAAUUUGAAAGAAGCACGAAGAAGAAUCGUGGCUACAAAAGCUAAGAAGGCAUGCCAAAGCUUAUGGAUAAAGACAUUCAUGAACAGUGGAAAAGAAUUGGAGCACCAAGCAUUUCUUGCUUGUUGGUUGUCUAGGUAUGUUUUUGCAGGUGUUCAUUGUACAAUCAGUGAGCAUGUUUUUCCAGUUGCAAUUCAACUAACUAGAGGGACACGAAUCGCUCUUGCUCCAGCUGUUCUUGCAAGCAUUUAUAGAGACUUAAGUUUGUUGAAAGAAAAAAUUGUUGUUGCAACUAAUUCAAAGAGUUGUAAGGAUGUUAAAGAUGGUGUUUUAGAGCUAACCCUUCGGUCACCAUUUUAUUUUAUUCAAAUUUGGGUUUGGGAGAGAUUUUUAGAGUUGCAGCCAAAGCCAAAUAUAUUAAAUUAUGGUGACCUGAGGAUGGCUCGAUGGGACAAAGUAAACGGUUUGAAGGUUGAGAAUAUGAGGUUGAAUCUAGAAUUGGCUGGAGAGGGAUUUCUGUGGCGGCCUAAUGCCAUGGCAAUGGGUGGCUGGAAGUUUCCCAAGUUUUAUUCUGAAAAGGAAAUUUGGGUGCCGGUUGGUCCAGUUUUGGAUGAAGAAUUACUAUCAUUUGCUAGAUGCAUGAGGGUUUCUGAGCUAGUUGGAUUUGGCUAUAUAGAACAGUACCUUCCACAUCGAGUUGCAAUGCAAUUUGGUAUGGAUCAAGAUCUUCCAGGUUUUGUUCCUCGGUUGAAUGAAUUCCUUGAUAUUGCGUGGAAUGAUUACAGUAAACCAAUAAGUGAUGAGAAAUUAUAUAUUCCACCUCGGCUCUUCAAGGCAGGUAUUACUGCUAGGUACUUGGAUUGGAAGCAAUCAAUGUUUGAUCAGCAAGAAACAAGUAAGAGUAUUGUGCCUGAGAAAAGGAGAUUGAAUGGUUCAAAAAAAUCACGACAAAGUUUGACGAAAGAAAAGCAAGCUAAGGACAGUGUUAUUCCUGAUCAUAUUCCUCCUAAGGGUUCAAAAAGUUUAGAACAUAGUUCAAUAGGUCAGUUGCAAACUCUUUCAUGCUCUAGUGGCCAGGAAUUGGAGAUACCAGGAUUAGCCCUUGAAAAAAGGAUUAUCAGACUAGAAAAGGUGAUUGCAGAGCUCAAAGCAGCAAGAUUCGGCAGCAAGUUCAGAAAAAAAUCAAAGAAAGGUCAUUCUAGCACAUAA